UGAAGAAGUAAACUGCGGUGCUUCUUCUCUCUGCUCCUCCUCUCCUCCACACAACCAUACCAGAUUCCGAUUGCCCAGCAUGGUCCUAGCAAAGAGCAAGAAUGCCGUCGGGCUCGGCAACAGCCUCAUGAACGAUCGUUUCGGGAAAGGAAAGAACACCAACAUGCACAAGGGCAGUGCGCGGCAAAAGAAUGACGGCAGUAUUGUGCGCAAGGACCAGAAUGGAGUCGAAUAUGUCACCAACUCGCGGAAGGAGGCUGAAUGGGUCAAGAUGCGCUCGGUCACGGAGCAAGGCGCUCUCGACGAGUUCUUGAGCACGGCAGAAUUGGCUGGCACGGAUUUCACGGCGGAGAAGUUGAACAAUGUCAAGAUCAUCCAUACUGAUCAAAAGAACCCAUACUUGCUGAGUGCAGCGGAAGAGAGAGGUGUGCUGAGAAAGCAGAAUGCCAAGCGGGCACGCUUGACAGUUCCACGACGACCGAAAUGGGAUAAGGACACCACCGCAAUGGAGUUGGACGCGCGCGAGAGGGAAAGCCUGCUGGAAUGGAGGCGAGGACUGGCCGAGGUCCAAGAAGUCGAUGAUUUACUCAUGACACCCUUCGAGCGAAAUUUGGAAGUGUGGCGGCAGCUGUGGCGCGUUGUGGAACGAUCAGACUUGGUCGUUCAAAUUGUGGAUGCGCGAAACCCAUUGCUGUAUCGCUGCGAGGAUCUCGAAAAAUAUGUGAAAGAGCUGGAUGGUGGAAAGAAACGAAACUUGUUGUUGAUCAACAAGGCAGAUAUGAUGACACUUGAGCAGAGGAGAUUAUGGGCAGAGUACUUUCAUGCCAAGGGGAUUGCUUUCCGCUUCUUCUCGGCUGAAUUGGCAAAGGAGAUGAACGAGGCCAGAGCUGGAUCAGAAGGAGACGAGAGCUCAGAUGCUGAAGAAGAGGAUGAUGACUCUUCAGAUGAGCUAGAUGAGGACGACGUCGAAGAAGAGAUUGACCCCGAGGCCGAUGUCGACGAGCUCGCAAAGCAAGCACAGAAGAUAAGGGUGCAAGAUCAACAAGACGACGAGGAGGAAUGGUCAGAUGAGGAAAGUGUGGACGAACCGUAUCCGAUCCCGGAGCCGCCGCAACAGCAGAUGUCCAUUGAAGAACAGACCCGCAUCUUGACCACAGACGAUCUCGAAGCACUCUUCCUACAGCACUCGCCAGCAGCACCGAAAGACAAGGAUGCUGUGACACGAAAGACGGCCAUCGGACUUGUAGGAUAUCCGAACGUGGGAAAGUCGUCUACAAUCAACGCCCUUCUUGGCGCGAAGAAAGUUUCGGUUUCUGCCACCCCUGGAAAGACGAAGCAUUUUCAAACUCUUCACUUAUCCGACAAGGUGAUAUUGUGUGAUUGUCCAGGUCUCGUGUUCCCCAAUUUUGCCACUACGAAAGCAGAGCUCGUUCUCGCUGGUGUUCUGCCAAUUGAUCAACUCCGAGAGUACACAGGACCUGCUGGAUUGUUGGCCCAGCGCAUCCCUCAGCAUUACCUGGAGGCGCUAUAUGGUAUGAAGAUUAUAACCAGACCACUGGAAGAAGGAGGAACUGGACUGCAGACGGGCGAGGAAGUUCUUCGAUCUUUCGCGAGGGCUCGAGGGUUCUGGACACAAGGUCUCGGACAGCCUGAUGAGGCUCGCGCUGCGCGGACAGUAUUGAAAGACUAUGUAAAGGGCAAGCUACUAUUCUGCCACCCACCUCCGGAGCCACAAAUGGACCCGAAGCACUUCAAUCGCGAGCUGUACGACUUGGCGCAUUUGCCUCAAAAGCGCCGAGCACGACUGGCAGCACAGGAUAUCACAUCCAUCGCCGGAACCGAAGACGUAUCUUUGAUGGACGAGGCGAGUGAGCUGUCAUCUAUGCCCCAUGUGAUGGGCAAGAAGGGUGCUGGCCUCGACAAGGAGUUCUUCAAAGCUGGGCAAGGUAGCGGAAAUGUCGUGAGGCCUUUCCACUACAAGUACUCGCAGCAAGGGAAAGAGAUGUCAGGGAGAAAGUUGAAGGAGAUGACGGCGCUGGAGAACAACAUCGAUCCAGCAGAUCUGAAACUGAGCAAGAAGCAUGGCAAGGCAAACAAGAGAGCACAGAAGAAGGUCAGAGCGCCCGGUGUAGCGGCGUAUGAUGAGGGACAUGCUGGUUAGACCACGAUAGGCGAUGUAAUGGACAAGUGGGACGUCAAUGCCCGAAUAGAAUCAGUUUCCGUGUAGGCGCAGCACUGAGAGCAAAUGUGGGAGUACGGCACUGUACUGCAGGACAAUGUCAUACUGCUUUCUCUAUCUAUAAAAACUCAUUGUACCGUGAAACAAAAGCCACCGAAGGUCAUGUCCAUGCUCCCGUGUCACAAGCC
Messenger RNA from Cercospora beticola, 2367 nucleotides. It is a transcript of the gene LSG1, whose product is annotated as ribosome biogenesis GTPase LSG1. Gene Ontology annotation, biological process: ribosomal subunit export from nucleus. Gene Ontology annotation, cellular component: cytosol. NCBI's taxonomy places the organism in Eukaryota, Fungi, Ascomycota, Dothideomycetes, Mycosphaerellales, Mycosphaerellaceae. Gene Ontology annotation, molecular function: GTP binding; GTPase activity. The record is from RefSeq and is a predicted model, not a curated record.